AGGAAACACCUGUUGAUACCCCUCCCCCACCACACACACACCCCCAGGCCUUACCUGGAUGCAGGUUAAGCAGGUGAAGCGCCUCCCCCCGGAAACGGAGAUGGAAUGCCCCACCUGCCUGGCCCAGCCUGCCCUCAUCGGAUCCAGCACUUCCAGGCCUCUGAGCCAGCCGUGACAGCUGAGGCCAUGUGAGGCAGAUCCUGAAUGAGGCUUUAUCUCUGCUCUUGGUCCUAUCAUCCACUGUGACACCAGCUCCUUCGGAGGCAGCCGGGAUGGGACAGGCAACUGAGAGAGCCAAAGAGGUGAUGGUGACCACACCCCGGACGGGGAGAGGAACGGGACUCUGGGCUUCUAGCUGCCAAGCAGGUGGUGGGGGCUCUAGGCCAUGACCCACACCCUCUAACCCCUGACACUGCCCUCUGCCCUCUCACCUGCCCCCCAGCCAUGUCUGAAGGAGAGGCUCCAGCCCCGCCGGGUCCUGGGGGGCUGCCCCCAGACAUGCUGGGAGAGCAGGUAGAGCUAUGGUGGUCCCAGCAGCCGCGGCGCUCGGCACUCUGCUUCGCUGUGGCCGUGGUCCUGGUGGCGGGCUGUGGGGCGGGUGGCGUGGCGCUGCUGUCCUCCACCAGCAGCCGCUCCGGCGAGUGGCGGCUGGCAACGGGCACAGUGCUCUGCCUGCUGGCCCUGCUGGUGCUGGUCAAGCAGCUGAUGAGCUCAGCCGUGCAGGACAUGAACUGUCUUCGCCAGCCCCACCAAGUGGCCCUGCUGCGGAGCGGCGGAGGGGCCGAUGCGCUCGUGGUGCUGCUCAGCGGCCUGGUGGUGCUGGUCACCGGCCUGACGCUGGCCGGGCUGGCCGCUGCCCCUGCCCCAGCCCGGCCGCUGGCUGCCAUGCUGUCGGUGGGCAUCGGCCUGGCUGCCACGGGUUCACUUCUGCUGCUGGGCUUGCUGCUGUACCAGGUGGGCCUGAGCGGACACUGUCCUCCCCUCCACGCAGCAGCCCCCGCCACCCCCGGUGACCACGGCGGCCACGGCAGCACCUUCAGCAUCUCAGGCCGGCUGUCUGCUGGCCAGCGUCACGAGACCACGUCCAGCAUCGCCAGCCUCAUCUGACCAAGCCCCACUUCCCCUUUCCGCCCCCCGCCCCAGCAGCCACAGGGCUGCGCCAGGCUGUCUGUGCUUGUGGGUGGGUGUGUGCUUGCACAGACACAUGCCGGGGAGUGUGCGAGUCUGUCUAUCUCCCCAGGACUGUCCGACCCUCUGUGGGGCUGCGUGACCUGUGCUGAAGAGCCCACAUGUCCCCCUGCCACAGGAAGGCAUGGGGGUGUCUCCUCAGAAGUGGGGGUGUGUGACCCUGCCUCUCUCUGGGAUCCCUGAAGACUCUUGGCCCUUACUCCCGACACCCCUCAAAUGCAACCCUGCCUUGUAACACCUGUCAGGGAGUUUCUGGGAGUGACUGUUACCUGCCUAGCCCGGAGACCAUCCCGGCAACUGUUCACUGAGGAGAGUAACGGGUGACAAAGUGAAAGGACACAGGCUCCAGGAAGUGCCGAAACUGGACUGGAAUCCCCCCAUUUACCACUCAUCAGCUGGGGGCCUGGGGCAAGUGACUGAACCUCUCUGAGCCCUGGGUUCUAGAGAGUCACAGUCGUGCUGUGAACUGGAUCGUGAGGACCACAUGCCAUCGUGUGUGAAGGGACCAGGCACGUGGCAGGUGUGCAAUAAAAGUGGUGGCCGCUGUCAUGGUGAUUGUCUGUCCGUGGCCAUCUCACCUAGAGACCUUCCUUCCCCCUCCCCGACAACCCCCGCAACAACUGCCCUUCUACAGGU
Mustela erminea (ermine) is the source of this 1824-nucleotide messenger RNA. It is a transcript of the gene TMEM125, whose product is annotated as transmembrane protein 125. The coding region runs from base 445 to 1107 and encodes 220 amino acids. The transcript has 3 exons. NCBI's taxonomy places the organism in Eukaryota, Metazoa, Chordata, Mammalia, Carnivora, Mustelidae. The record is from RefSeq and is a predicted model, not a curated record.